AAUUAUAAGUGGUAUCUUUAUCUUAAAUGCAACACGCCGAUAAAGUCCUCCACAGUAGAAACAAGCAUUCCCAUCAACCCGCUUAACGUUACGCUUAUGCAAAAGGUUAGUAUGCCUCUCUCUCCCAAUCACCAACCAUCGUCCCUCUAGUCCUCCAUCUAGCACAAUACUCACUAUACCGUGACACGAAUUUGUCUCGAGCGAGAGUAGUCGAUCGGUCGUCUGUACUUAGAGUUCUGUCAUUUUAAUCAGUAACAAUUUUACAUUGCUUUGGGUGUUAACCGAAAUCACUAUUUUUGUGAAAUAAAAUGAAAUCUGAAAUGUGGUUACUUUUUGUAUUUAUUGUUACGGUUUCGGCGCACAGUCAACACGAUCAUCAUGAUAACCAUCAGGACCAUUUGGUUAAUGUAUCUGUUUAUUAUGAAUCACUAUGUCCGGAUUCCAGGAAAUUCUUUACUCAACAAUUAUAUCCAUCACUUCGAAACCUUUCAAGUUAUGUCAAUUUGACCCUCGUUCCUUAUGGAAAAUCAACAAGUACUUUCGACAUCACGGACUGGCAGUUCCAAUGCCAUCACGGCGAAAUAGAAUGUUACGGCAAUAAAAUCCAAGCUUGCGCUUUGAAACUGAUCGACAAAGGCGAAAACUCCCAAAAUUUAGCAUUCAAUGAAGUAGCCGUCGGAUAUAUCAAUUGUCUUAUGGAUCGAGCUGACAAAACAGCACAAGUUGUUUUUCCUACGAAAGAUUGUGCUUUAGUAAACCCCGUAUCCAACGUCCAAGAUAUUGAAAAUUGUGCAAACCAUACAGACGCUUCUAAUUAUCUUUCCAUUAUGGGUAAGUUGACGGAUGCCGUCCAGAAACCAUUAAAAUCUGUUCCGACCAUCGUUUUCAACGACGAAUUCAAACAGGAAGAUAAUGAACUUGCCCAAACUAAUUUCGUACAGGCACUUUGUCAAUACAUUAAAGGUGAAAAACCAGCUGAAUGUUCCAAAGCUAAUGCAAUUACUUUUAGCAUAACAUUAGUAAUAAUAUCGAUAUUGUUUAAUUUCAAUUAGAUAGUUACUUAAGGUGUAUAAUGAUCGUGGAAAUCUUGCAUUUCAUAAAAUUUAUUAUUAUGAGGUGAUAAUCACGAUUUUAGGUCAACUCAAGCGACUAAUAUUCUAGUGCGUGUACAUGUUAAAUAGAUCAUAAAUUAUUUUUGCAAUAUUAUAUAUACUGACUCUCAUAAAAAUUGCAACAUCUAAAAUUUGUUAUUGAAAUUUCCAUAAAAUGUUUAUUUUUAUGAAAGGUAAAUAUUAAAUUUGUAAACAAAAGAAUUUGUGCAACUUUUCCAAUUAUUAUUCACCCAAACGCUUACCGAUCGCAUCCAGUACAUGAUCAAUGGCUCAAUGGCAGAAAAAGCAGCGAUUAGUUUCUGAUGGAAAAUUGUAUUUACUGUCCUUAAAGACAUGGAAGCGCAACGGAUUCCAGUACAUUGACAAUGUAACUAGCCGUCAUUGAAAACCAAGGGUAAUAUAUCAUAUUGCACCUCAUACCAUCCUCAAUUCUUUUGUGGGGUUUGCUGCACAAAUAAUUCAGAUUUUUACGUUCUCUUUCACGUUACGUUAAGUCAUGUGAGGGGAUGAGAAAAAAAUGAAAACAUAUAAGAUUGUAUUCGGUAAUAAACAAAUGACAUUGACAUUCUGGGUUCUUCACAUCUCAUACAAUAAUUUCUAAUUAAUAAAGUUGUUGAAAAUCUAUCCUUGGGGACCAAAAGUCUUUACCAACGAGAUUUGUUGAAUCACGCCAUCAAACCAUUUUGGUCAACAUCUCCAUAAUGUCGUGAAGUUCAAAUAUGUGGUUAAUCUUGUGAUAGAAAAAAUGUACAUGUUGAUUUACUCAUGACAUUGUACUCAAGUUUCAAAGAAAAUUGUGGAAAAAUAGUUUGGAAAAUUGGCAGGUUUAAUUUAUUUCUACUGAGAGGAAACUAAUGGCUGGAGUUAAUUGCAAUUUUAAUAACCAUUUUGUUACAUUAAAAUAGAUUUGCAACAAAUUCUAACUAUUGCAGUUUUUAUAUGAGUCAAUAUAUGUACACACGAUGUUAUGAAAAAGAAUCUAAAAUCAUUUUUUCUCCAAUAUUCUUGAAGUUUCAAAUAAAAUCGUGUGAAUAUUUAUUUUGACAUGAUGAAUUUAUAAAUUUUCCUUUAAUUCCUUCUUCGUUUAAAAAAGUAUUUAAUACCCUCUAUAUUCACAUAAAAAUUGUGAGUUUUUGAAGAAUCGGUUAUUUGCAUUAAUAACUCCAAUUUAAAAUAAAAUCAUUCCAAAAUAAAUUAUUGAAUUUAUAUCUUAAUGUUCCUAUAUUUUCCCCCCAAAAAAUUAAAACUAAUAUCUUCAAUCAUCUGAAUAAUUCGAUUAACCUUCCUGUGGGCGCGCUUGUGGGCUUUUAUGACACCAGCAGCGUGGUGUACUGCGUACAAAACAAGUUUAUUUCAUUUAAAACCUUCAUAUGAAUGUUUAUUUUUACAUUUAAUUUCGAUAAAAUAGAUUAUUUACUCUUACCUUUGGUUUUUAACAAUGGAUUAACUGAAUUAUACCCAAAAAUUAGCUCCUCGUGCUUGUUUUACUGCAGUUUUAUUUCUUCUUUGUUUAAUCAAUAUUGUAAUUACAGGCUCAAAAUUUAUUUUAUUACUAAUUAAUAUAAGCAAAGUUUUAUUUGAACAACAUUUAUUGUUGCUUAUGACUAAACCACGACAGAUUUUUUUCUGCUUUCUUUUCUAUUGUGUAAAGGUUAUGGUAGGGGUGGAAUAUUGAGGGGUGAGAAGUCUUGUUAAUCCUUUAGGUGUUAGGGAAAACUGAAACAAAACACCUGUAGCACUCAGUACAAUGGUGUGCCCGCCGGAAAGUUAAGUUAGGUUAGGCUAUUUUUAUUUGUAACUUAACAAGGUCAAACUAGUCCAGUUUAGAAAAAAACUAGUUUACUCUACUUUAUGUUAAUCACGACUAGUUGCAUCCAGGCUAAACUAGUUUAUCCUACUUCUGAUUGGAUACAUUCUGUCCUAGGAAACAUUCGUUUAUACUAAUAUCGAGUAAUAUGUUAUACAACAAGAAACUUCAUAAUAUAUAAAUGGUAGAAGAAUAAAUCUACAUUGUUGAUUAAAUAACUGAUUUGUGACAAAAUUCCGCUUAUUAACUUUUCUAAAAUCUGCUAUUAAUAAAAAAAUGGCUAGUUUAUAUUUUUGAAAUGUAUAAAUAUCAAAAUGAGAAUUAUUCUACAUAUUAUGUGAAUUAUAUUAACAAAUAAUAUCUACUAUGCCUUUAUGAAUGUGACUGUUGAUAAUGCCUUGAAUUUAUAUAUAUGUACUUUGGAUAACUUACUUAAUAAUUAUAUACACCAUUUCUGUAUUUUUCUUAUUAAUUUUAAAUCGCACGUGUGAAUAUCAAUAUUUGUAUCUUGCUAUGAAAUCUCAAAUAUAUUUGAAUGUUUGUAAUUGUAUUUUUCAAUAAAAAGCGUUCCCUCUGAA
Molecule: messenger RNA, 3497 nt
Organism: Diorhabda sublineata
Lineage: Eukaryota; Metazoa; Arthropoda; Insecta; Coleoptera; Chrysomelidae
Product: GILT-like protein 1
Exons: 4
Coding region: 309-1052 (247 amino acids)
Molecular function (GO): oxidoreductase activity, acting on a sulfur group of donors, disulfide as acceptor
Source: RefSeq, a predicted model, not a curated record